UGGCGUUUGCUAUCACAGGGCACAUAUAAACUCACAGCUGAAGCACAGAGAAAGCACUCAGCCAAUACACUGAAGGCGGCUGCUCUAACUGGAAGUCUUGCACUCUGAAGAGACUUACGGGGCCGUUACAAGACACCUACAACAGGAACACCCCAACAAAAAGUGAACCCCAGCCCCAUCCUCCUGGCUGGUGGAGAAGCAGCUGGGAAAGCACAGCUCUGACCUCAGAUAAACCUGCUGGGCUACUUCAAAAGAAGUGACUGCAAUCGGGUGAAGCAAGCAAGCAGGAGGAUGGCAGAAAUGGAGAUGACCAAGGCCUGCCUGCUCAUGAACGGCAGCUGUAUGGGAAGUCAGGAAUGCAAAGCCGACAGCUCAUGGAUUCUUCCCAACUUGCCCAGCAAGUGCAUGUGGACAGCUGCAACGCCUUCCAACAAGUCUCCACACUCCUGUAUACCCUUACCAGAAGAAACAAAGAUCUUGCCCAACAUCCUGAAGAAAAUUGGCUGUACCCCAAUGGUCCGAGUCAACAAGAUCGGGAAGUCCUAUGGGCUCAAGUGUGAGCUCUUGGCAAAAUGCGAGUACUUCAACGCGGGGGGCAGCGUGAAGGACCGCAUCAGCCUGAGGAUGGUGGAGGACGCGGAGAGAGCGGGGAUCAUCAAGCCGGGAGACACGCUGAUCGAGCCCACCUCGGGGAACACGGGAAUCGGGCUGGCACUGGUAGCUGCAGUGAAAGGUUACCGCUGCAUCGUCGUCUUGCCGGAGAAGAUGAGCAUGGAAAAGGUCGAUAUCCUGAAGGCGCUGGGCGUUGAAAUCGUGAGGACCCCCUGCACCCGCUUCGAUGCCCCGGAGUCCAACAUUCGCGUUGCCUGGAAGCUGAAAAGUGAAAUCCCAAACUCGCACAUUCUGGACCAGUACCGAAAUCCAAGCAACCCCCUGGCUCAUUACGACACCACCGCCGAGGAGAUCCUGGAGCAGUGCGAAGGCAAGGUCCACAUGGUGGUGAUUGGAUCUGGCACAGGAGGCACCGUCACCGGCGUUGCCAGGAAGCUGAAGGAGAAGUGCCCAGAGUGCAAAAUCAUCGGCGUAGACCCCGACGGCUCCAUCGUCGCUCUGCCCUGUGAGCUGAACAGGACGAACAACACCACCAUAGAGGUGGAGGGCAUUGGCCAUGACUUCAUCCCUACUGUCCUGGACAGAUCUGUGGUUGAUCAGUGGUAUAAAUGCAACGACAGAGACUCGUUCCUCAUGGCUCGCAGGCUGAUCAGAGAGGAGGGAUUACUGUGCGGCGGCAGCUCGGGCAGCGCCAUGUCCGUCGCCGUGCGGGCAGCCAAAGACCUGAAGGAGGGUCAGCGCUGCGUCGUCAUCCUGCCCGACUCCGUCAGGAACUACAUGUCCAAGUUCGUGAAUGAUAAAUGGAUGAUAAAAAACGGGUUCCUAAAUGAUGUCCAGGAGCAUAAGCCUUGGUGGUGGAACAUCAAGGUGCAGAAACUGAAUCUCUCAGCCCCUCUCAUUCUUCUCCCAGAAGUCAGCUGCCAAAAGGCGAUUGAAAUCCUGCAGGAGAAGGGAUACGACCAGGCUCCCGUCGUUGCUGAAUCAGGACUCAUUUUGGGAAUGGUGACCCUCAGCAACACCCUCACCUCGGUGCGGGCUGGAAACGCACAGUUCUCAGACCCCGUUACGAAAGUCAUCUACGACCAGUUCUCAAAGAUUGGCCUAGAAGACAGCCUUGGGAAGCUUUCCAGCAUCCUGGAGAAUGACCACUUUGCUAUCGUUGUGCACACGCAAAUGCAGUUUAACGGAAAUGGCAGCUCCUUCAUGAAGCAGAUGGUGUUUGGUGUGGUCACCGCGAUGGACCUCCUCACCUUCGUCAGCAGAAACGACAAGAAGUAGGGCAGCAGCCUGGCUGCCCCGAGCCCCGUGCCUCCGGCAGGGUCAGCUGCUCCUCCUGAGCCCGAAACACGCGGCUGAAGAUAUUUUGUGGUCUAAUCCAUCUGAUAGUUUCUCAAAAUCAGUGAAAAUUGUAAUGUAAUAACCGCCUGUCCGCUAAAUGCCACCCAGAGUAUCACUAAAGAGAAGCUAACCAAAGAAAUGCCGUUUGAUAGCCAUGUGUGGUUACACGGAGCUGCCCAGGGCUGACGAGGUAACGAGGGGGUAGGGAUAGGGUGGGGGUUUAUGGUUACCCAGAUUUUGCCUGGUUUGGGGUUUUGCUGUGUCUGCUGGCAGUAGCACUGAGGCCUCACAGCUGCCACGAGGAGGAGGAGGUCCCACCAGGGCUGGAGCCCAGCUCCAACACGAGAAGCUCGAGCCCUCCUGAGGGCUGGGGACACCACAUCACACCCUCCUGCCCCUCGCCACCUCUCAUAGCAGGGACAAAACCCACACAGGGCUGCAGGAAACAGCAAAAAAACACCAAAACCCAGGUCCUGCUGUGUGGGCAAGGAGGGAGCUGCUUCCUCCUCAUGGACAAGGAGGGACAGAGCCUGGAGGUGUAGUGGGGUGGGAUGUGGACCCCCACUAAGCACGGGGAGGGAAGGGACAUCCAGGGGCUGUGCCGGGCAGGGGAUGGGGGGUGGAAAGAGGGGCGAGGGGCUGGGCAGGAGGGGAAGGAGAGCUCCUGGAGGACCUGCAGGCCCUCGGAAAGCUCCCAGCUAGGGCCUGGAGGGCUGGUGGCACUGGGGCCUGCCACACAUCCCCUGAGAAGGGGAGGCUGGUUCUGAGGAUGUGAUAACAGGGCGGGGAGAUACGGCCACGUCCCAAUUUCCUGCGUUAUUCAUCUCAUGAAUAUUCACCCCGCGAGCUCACUAUCAAGGGAGCAAAGGGGAAGGAGAGGCUGAUCUUCCUUUUGCUGUCGGAGUGUUGUGUUCCGGGAACUGAUAACGAAGGUCAGGAGGGCCAUUUGCCGCCGCAAAAAAAUGUAAAUGAAAUCAGAUGUGAAAGGAGCGCUGUGGGAACCGGCUGAAUUGCUGGGGGAGUUGCUCUCAAAACAUGCCAAGAGCUUCGCAGUCUUUCCGUAAGUCUUGGGAACUGCUACAAGGGGACAACAACCACUGCUAAGUGCUCAGUCCGUAUUUUGGAUCUAAUCUAGUUUGUAUGAGAUUUUUAUUAAAUUAUAGAAUGCUCAAGCAUGUAUCGUUGGGAAUGGUGUCCCUGCUGUCUUUUGUUCCCUGAGUUACACACACUAGAUCGGAUCUGCAAGUUUUUGGUUGAGUUAAUCACCAUAUUUGUCUGGAAAAAAAAAAAAAAAAA
Molecule: messenger RNA, 3246 nt
Organism: Anas platyrhynchos (mallard)
Lineage: Eukaryota; Metazoa; Chordata; Aves; Anseriformes; Anatidae
Product: cystathionine beta-synthase
Cellular component (GO): cytoplasm
Molecular function (GO): cystathionine beta-synthase activity
Source: RefSeq, a predicted model, not a curated record